Molecule: messenger RNA, 846 nt
Organism: Staurois parvus
Lineage: Eukaryota; Metazoa; Chordata; Amphibia; Anura; Ranidae
Source: the annotation of a GenBank genome assembly
UGGCUGGACAGCGGGCACUGGGUCACCAGGCAUCAGGUCAUUUGGCUCGACAGCGGGCACCGCGUCAUCUGGCAAGGCAGUGGGCUCCGAGUCAACAGGCACGACAGUGAGCACCGGGUCAUCAGGUACCGGAUUGUCUGGCUCGACAGCGGGCAUCGGGUCACCAGGUAUGACAGCGGGCACUGGGUCACCAGGCAUCAGGUCAUUUGGCUCGACAGCGGGCACCGGAUCAGGUACCGGAUCAUCUGGAUCAACAGCGGGCAUCGAGUCAACUGGCCUAAUAGGAUCGUCAGGCUGGAUCAGUUCAUCAUGCUGGGUAGAGGCAUCAGGCUGAAUGCCGGCGUCCGGCUGAGUAGAGGCUUCAGGCCGAGUAGAGAGGCUUCAGGCCGAGUAGAGGCUUCAGGCCGAGUAGGGGCUUCAGGCCGAGUAGGGCUUCAGGCCGAGUAGAGGCUUCAGGCCGAGUAGAGGCUUCAGGCCGAGUAGAGGCUUCAGGCCGAGUAGAGGCAUCAGGCCGAGUAGAGGCAUCAGGCCGAGUAGAGGCAUCAGGCCGAGUAGAGGCUUCAGGCCGAGUAGAGGCUUCAGGCUGAACCACGGAAGGCAGGCUCACCGAUAGCAGGGCAGGAGGAGCUGUUGGGAAUGCAGGAAUAGAGUUUUGAGGAAAUAGAUUAGAAGCAGGAACGGGUCUUUGUAAGCUGACUGAGGCUGGGUGCAACAAAUCUGUCCAUGUCUGCAGUAUGGGUUGAACAAAGCUGAGCUUACACAAAGCCUGUCUGGUCAAUGACUGUACUGCGUUUAUACAAUCUCUUAGUGUCUGUGGUGAACAUGUAGAAUAACGCUCCAGAAAGU